CAAUAUAAAGUAGUAAUGAAUUUUUGUCCUUGCAGGUCGUUGUUCGGCGUCUUCCACCAAGCAUGACAGAAGAAAUGUUUAUCGAGUCCGUGUCGCCACUUGCAGAACAUGAUUAUUUUGCUUUUAUUAAUGCAGAUAGCAGUCUUGGGUCCAGUGCUUAUAGUAGAGCUUACAUCAACUUCAAGAAUGUAGAAGAUGUUUAUAUAUUUUAUGACAAGUUCGAUGGUUAUGUUUUUGUAGAUCAGAAGGGAAAUGAACAUCCGGCCAUGGUGGAGUAUGCACCUUUUCAAAAAAUUCCCAAAAGAUCUGGUGGGAAGAAAAAAGAUGCUAGAUGCGGUACCAUCGAUGAAGAUGCUGACUACCUUGCAUUUCUGGAGUCCUUGACAAAACCUGUAACUAUCACACUUCCUCCUCUCGAAGCUGUUCUUGAAGAAAUACAAGCACAUGACAGGGAACUGAAAGCAAACAAUGGGUUGAUUAAAGUGAAAACUCCUCUGCUUGAAUACAUUGAGCAAAGGAAGGCGGAAAAGCUUCGCAGUAAAGAAGAGAAGAAAGAAGAGAGGAGAAGAAAAGAACUUGAGCGCAAGAAGGCCAGAGAGGAAGAGAGGAAGAAGAAGAAGGAAAUAAGGGAACAUCAUAAGGAGAUGAAGAAAGAACAACAGAAAGAUGAUAACUCUGUAAAGGUUUUACGACCAGAACGAGGCAAAGAUGAUUAUGUCUCAGAGGGACGCCAGGAGAGGUCAAAAGCUGAUAGAGACAAAGAAAGGCAAAAACGAGAAGAGGAGAGGCUGAAAAUACGAAAAGAAAAAGAGAAACUUCGACGUGAAAGAGAGAAAGAGGAAAGGUUACGAAGAUUGGAGGACAAAGCAAAACAUAGAGAAGAGGAGAAAUUGAAACAUAAAGAUGACGUCUUAGAAGAAGCACAGGAAGAAAAAGUGCUUGCAAGUAAGCCUGAAGGGUCAAAAUCAAAGCGUUAUAGUGAGGGUAGAAGAAAAGAGAGAGAAAAGGAUAAAGUAAAAGAAGAGAAAGAGAGGGAAAGGAAACCCAAGGAAGAACAUGAUGAUGUUGAAAUUGAAACUUUAGAGGAAAAUAUGAAUUUGGAAAACACACCAGAAAAAGAGGAAAUUGAUUCUUCAAGGAAAGAGGAAAAAUCUGAGGAGAAGGUUCCGUCCAGGAAAAGAAGAGAAAAAGAUCCGAGAGUAGAAAGGAGAAUACGAAAUAAAGAUCGACCAGCAAUGGCUCUCUAUCGACCAGGUCAGUCACGUCUUAGCAGCCGCAUGCGUCAAGAUCGUGAGGAAGGAGCAGAAACCUCUUCAUCUAGUCCAAGCCCUGUGAUGCCCGCUGGGGACCAAAAGAAAUUACCUUCUUCAAGGAAGGAAAAUACAGAUUCCAGUAGAUCUGAUUGUAAAGAGGAAUCAACAAAAACUAUAAGUAUUACCGAUGAUAUAUCUGAGAGUAAAUCCACUACUGAAAUAAGUCAGGAUGACAGAAGCAGUGGUGAAGGUACAGGGGAGAAGGCUACUGGAAACCAAAAGCACUCCGAUGAUUGGAAAGAUGAUGACGAUGAUGAUGAUGAUGAUGAUGAUGAUGGUGAAAAUGAUGAAAAUGAAGAAAACAUAUCAGAUAUUAAAGAAGGAAAAGAUGAAAAAGACAGUCAAAUGCAGGAGCCACUUGAGGAUGCUGACCUUGUUGAUGAGGCCCAUUCUUCUUCAGAUAGCACGCACAAUAAGGCGGAUGAUAGUUUAGGAAGCAUUUCCAAAGAUGUAAAAAAGUACCCUGGGGUUAAAAGCAUGACAUUUAGGAGAAGUGUUAGCCGAGAGUGAGGGAUUCUUAAGGUAAAAUAUUUUUUUUUGGUGUGGAACAUACUUGUUACACAAAUGUGAAACCUUUACUUUGUUUCUUUUUCUGCUGAUAGUUUAUAUUUAGAUUUACAGUGACCUGUCUGCGAUUUCUUCUUAUCUGAAAUGUUUAAUGUAAAUGUUUGAUUACAGAUGAUCUUAAGCAAAUAA
Macrobrachium nipponense is the source of this 2009-nucleotide messenger RNA. RefSeq names its product regulator of nonsense transcripts 3B-like. The record is from RefSeq and is a predicted model, not a curated record. The transcript has 6 exons. Gene Ontology annotation, cellular component: cytoplasm; nucleolus. Gene Ontology annotation, biological process: nuclear-transcribed mRNA catabolic process, nonsense-mediated decay; positive regulation of translation. Gene Ontology annotation, molecular function: mRNA binding. NCBI's taxonomy places the organism in Eukaryota, Metazoa, Arthropoda, Malacostraca, Decapoda, Palaemonidae. Bases 63 to 1823 code for a protein of 586 amino acids.